Ceratotherium simum simum (southern white rhinoceros) is the source of this 1117-nucleotide messenger RNA. Lineage: Eukaryota; Metazoa; Chordata; Mammalia; Perissodactyla; Rhinocerotidae. The record is from RefSeq and is a predicted model, not a curated record.
ACAACAAGGACCAGUCCACAGGAAGCACUUGUUCCCGGAUGUGGCAGUACCCACGUUUUGUGGCCAAGAGACGGGGCAACAAGGUGGAAAUAGAGUGCUACGGGGAGGACUUGAUCAAGGUGAACUGGUUCUGGAGGCAGAAUAUGGACUCGAAGCCCAAGCUGCUGUACCCGGAAGAGGGCCACAUCGAAAUGAGCAAGAACAACACCAUCUUCAUCCUCACCAUCCAAGGCAUCCAACAUCAGGACAACGGCAUCUACUUCUGCCAGCGGAAUUGCUCGAAGGGGCCCCCUGAGUGGGGCUGUGGCACCGAGCUACGAGUCAUGGGGCACAGCACCUUGGCACAGUUAAAGCGGCGGAACACACUGAAGGAUGGCAUCAUCAUGAUCCAGACCCUGCUCAUCAUCCUCUUCAUCAUUGUGCCCAUCUUCCUGCUGCUGGACAAGGAUGACAGCAAGGCUAGGAUGGAGGAAGAUCAUACAUAUGAGGGCCUGGACAUUGACCAGACGGCCACCUACGAGGACAUAGUGACUCUGCGGACAGGGGAGGUGAAGUGGUCGGUGGGUGAACACCCAGGCCAGGAGUGAGGGGCUGGCCAUCCCCACGCCCCUGGGCACAGCCUGCUGGGCCCCCAUGGACUGCUUCAGAGCCGCCUGGCUCCCAGCGCAUCCCCUUUUCCCUGGACCCCCUGUCAGCCUCCAAAGCUGGCCCGCCAGACCCGCCUGCCACUCCAGCCCCUGGUCCCCAGCUCUGGCCAAAGGGACUGGAGUAGAAGGGCCACAGGGCAGUGAUUUGGAGCAGGGAGUUCUCUGGGGAUAGACUGGACCCAGCCUUCUAGGGGUGCUAUGCAGAAAUCCAUUCCACGUUCAGGACGGGGCAGGUAGAGACUUGUCUGGAAACUGCAAGUGGACUCAGAGCAGACUCACUUCCUGUAGAGCCCGGGAAGAGCCACGGCCCAGCCCCACUUGGCCACAGAUGAGCCGUUGAGAGCUUCAUCCCUCUCCCACUCUUUCCUACCCUCUUCCACUCUCCCCUACCCUCUCCCACCCUCUCCCACCCCAGGGGGCUGCUAGCCUUGAGCCCGUUCUCCUAUGGAAUAAACAACGUGUCUUGAGAA